This is a messenger RNA of Moesziomyces antarcticus, 372 nucleotides long. RefSeq names its product DUF1960-domain-containing protein. The record is from RefSeq and is a predicted model, not a curated record. Bases 1 to 372 code for a protein of 123 amino acids. NCBI's taxonomy places the organism in Eukaryota, Fungi, Basidiomycota, Ustilaginomycetes, Ustilaginales, Ustilaginaceae. The transcript has a single exon.
AUGAAGCAGUUCCACAAGGUCGUAUUCAAGCCCGACUCGCAGUCCACCGACGAGUUCAUGGUGAUCGUCAACGGCGACGAGUACAAGAAGUGGAUCAAGGGCGACAAGACCAUCCCUCUCGCCGACGUUGUUGACUCGUUCGACGUCUUCCACACCGGCACGGGCGCACAGGGAAUCAUGGGUCGUCCCUCCAAGCAGCUCCUCGACACGGUCUUCGAGAGCCACAAGGACGUCGAUGUGGUCACCCACAUCCUCGAGCGAGGCCAGCUCCAGACCGCCUCGCAAAAGGAGGCCUACUCGACAACCAACGAUGCAAAGCAAGGUCAGAACACCACCUCCAAAGGAUCCGGCGCCGGUUUCGGUGGCCGAUAA